AUGGAGCAGAAAGAGCCGAAGACAUUUCUAACGGUGGCCCCAUUCGAGUGUGCGUGGCUUGAAGACCUUCCUUUCAAGGAGGCUGGCCGUGGCUGUGUGGCUUUUGAUGCCUUUGCCCACAACGAUGUCACUGUAGUCUUCCGGGAGAAAACGGGCAGCCAGCAUUACCACUACAAGCGUGACAACAGUCCUCACUACACUGUCAUCAUCGGCAGUCACCGCAACAAGAGGCUAAACAUCGAGGUCGAUGGGAAAACUGCGGUCGAUGUGGUAGGCAUCGACCUCCACUGCUCGUCUGCCUUUCAGAGUUACUGGAUAAGUGUGUACGAUGGGCUCAUCAGCAUCGGCAAGGGGCGCUACCCUUUUCAGAACCUCGUCUUCCAGUGGCUCGACUCGAACCCCAACCGAAGCGUGCAGUACGUGGGGCUCAGCAGCUGGGAUCGCCACGUGGGGUACAGGAACGUGAGCGUGCUGCCCCUCACGGGGAAUCACGUCUCCCUGUGGAAGAACCCGGAUGAUGGUGAUGAUGAGAUUGAGGAGGGUGGUUGUAUUGGUGGGGAUUUCAAGAAUCAGGGGCUCGGAAUUUUUCUGGAGAGUUGGGAGCUGUCUGACGUGAUUUUUCUGGUUGGGGAAGAGGAGAGGGUCGUGCCGGGGCAUAAGGUGGUACUGGCGGCGACUGGGAAUUUUAGGCUGAGCUCGUCGGGGGAGAAUGUCGUGCAGCUGGAAGAUUCUUCAUACCCUGUGGUUCACGCGCUUCUUGAGUAUAUCUACACGGGCAACACGAAGGUCCCUGAGUCGCAGCUCAGUUCUCUAAGAGAUUUGAGUUUACGGUUUGAAGUAAAUACAUUGGCAAGACAGUGUGAAGAGAUGAUUGAGCGUUUUAAACUCAACAAGAAGCUUUUCGACUCGGGAAAAUGUGUGGAGAUGUCAUAUCCAAGUGCUCGGCUGAACUGCUCUGCUGUGUUCCUGAACAGAUUGCCCAUUGAUGUCAAACGGCUUAAUAGUUUUCGGUUGACCAGUGAGUACAGUGACGUGGACAUUUAUAUUGAAGGCCAUGGUCUUGUUGCACGGUCGCAUAGAAUUAUACUUAGCUUAUGGAGUUCCCCGUUUACCAAGAUGUUCACAAAUGGAAUGAUUGAAAGUGUUUCUCCAAAGAUCUUCUUGAAAGAUGUCUGCUCUGAAACAUUUAAGAUUAUGCUCGACUUCAUGUACAGCGGUGAAAUAAAUCAAGAAGAUAUCACGGAUAUUGAUAUGUUGCUACUUCAGCUUCUUCUAAUGGCAGAUCAGUUUGGAGUUUCGCUGCUUCAUCAAGAAUGCUGUAAACGACUUUUAGAACACCUAUCUGAGGACUCAGUGUGCCAAAUUUUGCUAGUUGUUCAGUCCGUACCUUCUUGUAAAAUAAUUGAAGAAACAUGCGAGAGGAAAUUCGCCAUGCAUUUUGAUUACUGCACAACUGCAAGCAUCGACUUUGUCAUGCUAGACGAGACGUCAUUUCGGAACAUUCUUCAGCAUCAAGAUUUGACGGUAACUUCUGAAGAACGAGUUCUUAAUGCAGUCUUGCUGUGGUGUUGCGAAGGAAAAGAGUUGUUUGGAUGGGAAAUUAUAGAUGAAAUGUUGCUGAAUGCACCAGAAAACGUUUUUCGUGAAAGGCUCAAGUAUCUCGAUGGAUUUUUAAAUUUGGUGAGGUUCCCUUUGCUGUCUUCUUCAGUUCUGCAAAAGUUGGAGAGAAGCAACCUCAGCACGUGCAUCCCUACACUCAGUAAAUUGGUGAAAGAAGCCAUUGGGUUUUUGGAAUUCGGGUCUUCUGCAAGUGAUGAUAAAGAUGUAAACAAAUACCAGCACAGGAAAUCAAGUUUUAAAGAACUCCAGUAUAUAUGCGACGGUGAUAGCAACGGAGUCUUGUACUUUGCAGGCACAUCCUAUGGGCAACAUCAGUGGGUAAAUCCUGUUUUAUCCAAGAGAGUAAUCGUUACUGCAAGUAGCCCGAUUUCCAGAUUCACAGAUCCUAAGGUUUUAGCCUCGAGGAGUUACCAGGGGACAUCUUUUGCCGGGCCUCGAGUGGAAAACGGACGAAACACGGCAUGGUGGAUGGUUGACAUUGGCCACGGUCAUCAGUUGAUGUGCAACUAUUACACGCUAAGGCAGGAUGGAUCGACAGCUUUCAUCAGGAAAUGGAGCUUCCAGGGCUCGAUGGAUGGCAACAGCUGGACAAACUUGAGAGUACACGAGAACGAUGAGACGAUGAUCAAGCCCGGUCAAUUUGCAUCGUGGCCCGUUGUUGGCCCGAAUGCGCUUCUUCCCUUUAGAUACUUUCGAGUUGUUCUGAUGGCUCCAACUACCGAUACCACUAACCCCUGGAACUUGUGCAUAUGUUUCCUCGAGCUGUAUGGCUAUUUCCAUUAA
This is a messenger RNA of Striga hermonthica, 2403 nucleotides long. The record is from the annotation of a GenBank genome assembly. NCBI's taxonomy places the organism in Eukaryota, Viridiplantae, Streptophyta, Magnoliopsida, Lamiales, Orobanchaceae.